AGCAAGGAUGGCGAUCGCAUUGGCCAUGCCACUUGUGCUGCUGCUGCUGCUACUGCCAGUGGCUCGAGUCUCGGCUCAGGAGCGGCAGCAACCGCCGCGCCAGGUUGUGCGGCCUGGCUGCCGCGACAAGUGUGGCAACAUCACCAUCCCUUACCCAUUUGGCAUCGGCGCCGGUUGCUUCCGCGAUGAUGGCCGAGGUGGCUUCCAGCUCGAGUGCAAUAACUCCCGCUCAACGCCGCGGCUCACCGUGACAGGCUAUGGCAUGCGGAUCACCGGCCUGUCCGUCGCCACCAGCGAGGCCCGGGCCCACCUGAGGGCAACACGUAGAUGCUACGACAGCAGGGGGCGUCUCGUUAGCCAAAGCGGCGCCACGUUCGUGCCACUUGUUGGCAGCCACUACCUCUUCUCCCAGGCCAAGAACCGGCUCGUCACGCUCGGCUGCUCCAGCCUCGGCUACUUCAUCGACGUUCUUGGCUACUAUGUCAGUGGCUGCAUGGCUGUGUGCCGGCCACAGCAGUUCACCUCGCCGGGGUCCUGCACAGGCGUGGCAUGCUGCCAGAGCGCGAUACCCCCCGCUGUCGACUACUACGAGCCGUUCCUGCUUGACUUCACGAAGGAGCACCGAGACAGAGACAUAGCCUUCUACAGCAACAAAACGACCUGCCGGUAUGUAUUCCUGGUGGAGACCAAGUGGUUAAGUACACGAUACACCGGUGACAGCGAGUACCUCAACUGGACCAAAGACUUCGCCGUGCCUGUCAUCCUCGACUGGGCGAUCCGGAACGUCGGCAACUGCAGCGCCGCCAGGCGCAACACAACUGAGUAUGCAUGCCAGAGCACGCUCAGCGAUUGUAUCGACUCCGGGGAUGGCGCUGGGUACCGGUGCAGCUGCUCCAAGGGGUACGAAGGCAACCCCUAUCUACAAGACGGAUGCAGAGACAUCGACGAGUGUAAACGCAAAGAAGAGCAAUCAUGCUACGGCAUCUGCACAAAUACUUUGGGAAGCCACACUUGCCAAUGUCCUCCGGGGACUAGUGGAGAUGCUACGACAGAGAACGGUUGCCGGCCAAAGGACAAUUUCACAUUGGCCCUAAAAGUAGUAACAGGAGUGAGCAUUGGUGUGUUCUUGCCAUUUUUCAUGUCCUUCUGGCUCUACUUGGGGCUCCAGAAAAGGAGACUUAUCAGAACAAAGCAUAAAUUCUUUGAGCUAAAUGGAGGCGUAUUCCUGCAGCAGCAGAUACGUAACUACAGUGACACCAGCAAAGGGGGUGGGGGCUUCAAGAUCUUCACCAAGGAAGAGCUCGAGAAAGCGACCAACAACUUCGCAGCCGGCCGUGUUCUUGGCCAUGGAGGGCACGGUAUUGUCUACAAGGGUGUCCUUGAGGACAAGACAGUGGUGGCGGUGAAGAAGUCAAAGACGACGGAAGAGGUCCCUACCAAGGAAUUCGCGAGGGAGAUGUUCAUCCUCUCCCAGAUCAACCACAAGAAUGUCGUCAAGCUGCUUGGAUGCUGCCUCGAAGUAGAAGUGCCAAUGUUGGUCUACGAGUUCGUCUCAAAUGGUACGCUCUACCACUACAUCCAUGGUACUAGGGGCCUUGACUCUGAUACAGGCUUCAACACCUGCCUUCGAAUAGCUGUAGAGGCAGCCGAGGCACUGGCAUACAUGCAUUCUUCAGCCUCGCCACCGAUUCUCCAUGGAGACGUCAAGACGGCAAACAUUCUGUUGGAUGACAAGCUCACAGCAAAAGUUUCAGAUUUCGGAGCAUCAAAACUGGCACCAACUGAUGAGGCCAAGAUGGCAACAUUGGUGCAGGGAACUUGCGGUUACCUUGACCCAGAAUACCUAAUGACAUGCCGGCUGACUGAUAAGAGUGAUGUGUACAGCUUUGGCGUUGUCCUAUUGGAGCUUCUGACAAGGAAAAAGGCACUGUACUUCGACGGGCCGGAGGAAGAUAGAAGCCUUGUUUUAUGCUUCAUGAUGGCAGUGAAGGUAGGCCAACACCAAGACCUUCUGGACAGCCAAGUGAGGGACGAGAUGACAAUCAAAGCGCUCGAAGAGAUCACACACCUCGUUAUGAGAUGCUUGAACAUGAGUGGAGAGGAGCGGCCAACGAUGAAGGAGGUUGCAGAGAGGUUGGAGAUGCUGAGGAGAUACCACAACCACCUGUGGGCUCAAGCAGAUGCCAAUCCAGAGGAGGAACAAAGUUUGCUUGCUAUGGAACCACAUAAUGUGAAUUACAAGUUCACACAAGAUUGUGUCCUUGAUUUUGAAGCAAGCAGUACAUACAGCUAUAGCUUGUAGAUCAAAAUAUUUGUUCCAUCUUUUCUGCAUAUCCUUUCAGAUAUGAGUUUUUUCAGAUGUAAUAAGAAACAUAGGCACAUAUGAUGGUUGCAGAAAGGUGAUCUAAAUCUCUCACAGGUUGUAUAAUUCAGUGAAAUUGUAUAAUUGAUCAAAAUCAAUAAUAUGCAAAUAUGCCCAUUAGUUAGUUAAUGCUUUUCAUUUUUUAUUAAAAAGAUGUUAAAAGCAAUAGAAUGUAAAGAGAACUCGCGAUAAUUUAUUAGGAUGGAAAAAUUACAUAAUUUAUAAAAGGGAUUUGCAACUCAUCUUUUUCCAUUUAUUAACUAGGCAACUACUAUGAGAAAAACUACCAACUUGAUUUGCAGGCAGCAUACAAACUAAACUUACAAGGUGGUUUAUGUGCAAAAACUGCACGUUGUUACUAUUUCUAAAAAGUUGUACCUUUUCAAUUGGAGGGAUAGCGAGUCACGAACUUUCCUGAUGUCAGAGCUUCCUUAUACAUGAAUAAGCUUCCCAAUGUAUUGCAUAGCACUUCGCAUCCCAUGAUAAACCGAUUGCCACUGCAUCCUUCAUCCGCAAAUCCCACCAGGAACGGUCAGUCUUCUACACAAAUGGAGAGCAAAUUAUGUUUGAUAUGUCCUAGACUGGCCAAUGUUGGCUAUGUUAAGAAAAAAGAAGUUCAGAAUAUAACUUAUUCAGAGAAAGAUUUUGCUUCCCGGCGGAGUAAUUGCAAACUUGGUUUAUGCUGAUGGUUCAGAACGUCCCUUCAUUGCUUUAUGUGGAGAUAAUUAGUCACACAUAAAUCAGUAACUUACAGUACCGUGACAUGAGAUCUAGUACCCUGUUUUGUAAAAAUAAUAGCUAGUUCCCUGGAGAUUGUCAACUUACGAUGUCGCCAAGAACUUGAGAAAGCUCCGUCAAAAAAAAAAGAACUUGAGAAAGAGACAUGUCUCCAUAUGUAGAGAUUAUGUACUCAGGCGUAGCUGUAUUGCAGUAGUCAUGACCGGCA
Triticum urartu is the source of this 3308-nucleotide messenger RNA. RefSeq names its product wall-associated receptor kinase 1-like. Gene Ontology annotation, molecular function: calcium ion binding; ATP binding; polysaccharide binding. Lineage: Eukaryota; Viridiplantae; Streptophyta; Magnoliopsida; Poales; Poaceae. The record is from RefSeq and is a predicted model, not a curated record. Gene Ontology annotation, cellular component: plasma membrane. Gene Ontology annotation, biological process: protein phosphorylation; cell surface receptor signaling pathway.